This is a messenger RNA of Racocetra persica, 160 nucleotides long. Lineage: Eukaryota; Fungi; Glomeromycota; Glomeromycetes; Diversisporales; Gigasporaceae. The record is from the annotation of a GenBank genome assembly.
AAAAGAAGAAGGAAAUCCUAACGAAGCCAAACCUGACGAAGCAAGAUCUAAUAAAAUAAAGCCCAAAGAUCUUAACAAAGCCAAACCCGACAAAGCAAGAUCCAAUAAAGUAAAGCCUAAAGAAAACCCAGUGAAGCAAGACACGCACAAGAAGUAUUAA